Molecule: messenger RNA, 1200 nt
Organism: Meyerozyma guilliermondii ATCC 6260
Lineage: Eukaryota; Fungi; Ascomycota; Pichiomycetes; Serinales; Debaryomycetaceae
Exons: 1
Coding region: 1-1200 (399 amino acids)
Source: RefSeq, a predicted model, not a curated record
AUGCUGUCAUCAGAUUCAAGCAAGAGACCGGAUAUUGGUUCCAGAAAUUUCUUUUCUGAUGCCAAAUCAAGAUCAAUACUUCGAAAGGAUUCUCCCGAGAGCCCAGAGUGUAUUUUUCAUGCUCGUUGGGCAACAACUGAACCAGACACUCCUACUCUGUCUGAUCAGAGUGAUGAAAAUUAUCAAAGACAUGAAGAAUUAAGAGUUGAAAUGGAUAGUGGUACUGGAGGCUUUGACAAAGAUGCCAUUUUAAUAUUGAUGUCUAACAUUGAAGCCAAACUUGCCGCUCUAGAAAUAUCAGUUUCUAAAGCCAAUUCAGUUCCAGCGACCACAACUCAAGUUGACCCAGCUUCAGUUAGUCUCGCACAGGACAAACCCUUUCCAAUCAGUAGAUAUGCCAACAGCUGGAUGGAAUGGAAUUUUAAGGAAUUUAGGAGACUUCCACAACUCAUCGGUGAUUACAAGAGAUGGAGAAAGACCUUUGAUGAUUUCUUCAGAAAGUAUGAAAUUCUCGAAAAAAUUAUAAGGUUUGAUUUGAAACUUGAUGAAAUCAACUUAACUACGAAGUUAAGGUACAAAUUCUGUUUGAGCAAAAUAGAUGAUGGUGAGUUUCAAGAUUUUUUGAGCUUUAUCAUAUCUGGCUUGAAUACCACUUUGAUCAAUGUAUCUGGAGCAGAUAUUAGUAAGGUGCCAGAUGAUACAUUGCAGACGGUUGUCAGGGAGAUCUACGAAAAUUAUGAUUACUACUACUUUGAUAAAGUGUCAACUCAUGUCAAUGAGUAUAUGGUAUUCAAUAAUUGGGAUGCAAAACCUCCGACAGAUGUUGGAACUGAUGUUCAAUUAUUCUUUUGUACACGCGACUAUACUGAUUUUCGUAUGUGUUGUUCUCAUAUCAGUGUAUAUAAUGAUGCUUUCAAUCACUUAUUGAAGCUUAUUGCUGAUGAAUUUAAGAAAUAUUCAAAGGGAGAGGAAUACAAGUCUCUCCGUGAAGUUAUGGCGGCGUUCAAGCUUACUGAUCAUUAUCGACGAUGUGAGAAUAACAAAUAUGAUUGGCUCACAUUCAACAAGUUGUUUCAUCAGAAGUACAACAAACAACUCAUAGAUGCUGCUAAAUCCAAGAGUUUGAACAAUUCCAAGAAGAAGUCCAAUUCUAAUCAGAAGUCUCGAAGAAGAAAGCGUUACCAGCUGAACAAUCCGUAA